Messenger RNA from Polyodon spathula (Mississippi paddlefish), 2111 nucleotides. It is a transcript of the gene plcxd1.2, whose product is annotated as PI-PLC X domain-containing protein 1. Gene Ontology annotation, biological process: lipid metabolic process. NCBI's taxonomy places the organism in Eukaryota, Metazoa, Chordata, Actinopteri, Acipenseriformes, Polyodontidae. The record is from RefSeq and is a predicted model, not a curated record. Gene Ontology annotation, molecular function: phosphoric diester hydrolase activity. The transcript is spliced from 7 exons. Bases 94 to 1062 code for a protein of 322 amino acids.
GGAGCCAGGACAAGAUCCUUUCUUUUAUACAAAGCUGAGGUGAGUGAGGAGACUACAGAGCGGCGGGGCAACUAGAGCCACAGAUUCAAAAGCAUGACUGCAGCAGACGUGAGACCUAUUCUAGGUGACCAGAACAAUAAAAAUUGGAUGGCACAGCUCCCUGAACAACUUUGGGACAUGCCUCUCUACAACCUUGCAAUUCCAGGUAGUCAUGAUACCAUGAGCUUCUGUUUGGAUAUCAACUCUCCCAUUGUUGAAUCAGUGCCUGGAAUCUUGAAGAUUGUGGACAGAAUCAUUCCCUGUGUCACCCGACCAAUGAUUUUAAAAUGGUCAAGAACACAGGAGGAUAGCAUUGUGGCACAGCUUGAAGCAGGUAUUCGAUACUUUGACCUGAGGAUUGCCCGCAAAAAAAACGAUACAUCUAACAAUCUGUACUUUGUCCAUGGCAUUUACACAAUUGUGACGGUGCAGAAGGCACUGGAAGACUUUGCUCAGUGGCUGGAAACAUACCCAAAAGAGGCAGUCAUUUUGGCAUGUAGCCAUUUUGAAGGGUUGACUGAAGAUCUUCAUAAUCAUCUCAUUUGGUCACUGAAAAUCAUUUUUGGAUCUAAGCUCUGUCCGAAUACUGAGAUAGUGACACUGAGGAACCUGUGGAAGUUGGGUUAUCAGGUCAUUGUUUCAUAUGAUGAUCCUGCUGCUGAAAAACAUCAGGAUCUGUGGUCAGGAAUCCCCUAUUGGUGGGCGAACAGAGUGGAUCCAGAGGUGCUGGUGGAGUAUUUAGAAUACAAGAAACAAGGAGGACGGCCAGGAGGAUUUUUUGUAGCUGGGCUAAACCUUACAGCAGAAACAGCAUACAUUAUUUCUCAUCUGUCAGAAUCAUUAAAGAAACUGGCGCUGCAAAGCUAUCCCUAUCUGAUGAACUGGGUACAGAAGCAGUCCCCUGGACCUAGCAAACAAUGCUUGAACAUUAUUGCGGGGGAUUUCAUAAGAUCAGAAAAUUUUGUCUCCGAGGUCAUUGCUCUUAACAAGAAGCUCCGAAGGACAAACACUGGGAUACAUUAACACCUUCUAUCUGUAACUCCAUACUUGAAGUAGCGUCAAUUAUUUUUGUAUUUAUAUUUUUUUCCCCCCGAACGCUGCUCUCACCUUUUUAAUGAUGUGAUGAUUUAUAGCCGUUGAAAUAUUAACUGGAAUUUCCAGUAUUUGACAGUUUAUUGAAUACAAAACUCAACCUUUUUGUCCUAUUCUAAACACAUUGAUUCUCAUUUUGGGCAGCAAGUCUUUGUUUGACAGACACAAGUAUUAAUAUAGAAGGUCUUGAAUGGUAGUUGCUAUCAUGUAAUUAUGAAUCAGUUUUGCUGUAUUCCAGGUAAAACAAAAUCUAAUUAAUAUAUUUAACAAAAAGAAGAAAACUACAGGACAAUGCCAAGGCCCUCAUCUUAAAAUCUUUAUAGAGAAAACUUUUACUUACAAAGUCUAUGUCAGGGGUCUCUGACCCUGGUCCAGGAGAGCUACAGGGUCUUCUGAUUUUAAUUUCAGCCGAGCACUCAGUUACUUAAUUGAACCAAUUAUUGGCUUAAUUGGUCAAGAUUAGCAGGAGUUCCAGACCUUUAGCUAUUGAUGACGUAAAGACACCUAGAAAUCCUGAAGGACUGAGGCUCUCCAGGACCAGGGUCGGAGACCACUGCUGUAGAUGCUUCAGUCAAACUAACAUAAAUUACAGAAUUAGAUUUUGUAUUAAAGUUGUAGGAUAUACCAAGUCACUGAAACUGCUGUUUCUUUAUUUUGUGAUGUAGAUUAUAUUCUCUGCACUACACUGAAGCACCUAACUGUAAAUACAGAUGGGAAGAAUGAUUUAUUUUUCAUUAAAAAAAGUUCCAAAUUCCAAAUGUGUCAUGGAAAUUACAUAACAGAAUAUUGUAGUUUGUAGUAAAAUACAACUCUAUUCCAUCUUACCCAUUAAAUAUAGUAUUUUACUUGUAAUAUAUAAAGUACAUGUACCUGUGUACGAUUCGACUAACAGCACUCUACAUUGUAUACUAAAAAGUAGAAUAAAACAAAUUAUUACUGCUGGCCUUUACUCUGGGCAAACACAAUUCAGUUUGAGUGAU